Molecule: messenger RNA, 3477 nt
Organism: Gymnodraco acuticeps
Lineage: Eukaryota; Metazoa; Chordata; Actinopteri; Perciformes; Bathydraconidae
Gene: clpb
Product: caseinolytic mitochondrial matrix peptidase chaperone subunit B
Exons: 16
Coding region: 199-2226 (675 amino acids)
Biological process (GO): cellular response to heat
Cellular component (GO): cytoplasm; mitochondrion
Molecular function (GO): ATP binding; protein binding; ATP hydrolysis activity
Source: RefSeq, a predicted model, not a curated record
GUUCUGGUGACAUCCACGCUACGAUGAGGUGAACGAACGGUUGUUUUCGUCUCCAUGGUUGAAAGUAGCUGCCUAUAAAUCGAGGUUUUAACGGCUGUUACAUCGGAUUAACGAGGUGUCCCCGGCCCCGACUACCCCUGACAUUACAGCCAGACUGAGGGUUUCAUCCCCCGGGUCGUUUUCGAUCACUUCCUCGCCAUGUUAUCAUCGGUUCCCACCAGGCUCAUUGCUCGAAGGUCGCGCAGCCUGUCACCGUGCAGCCGCGUCCUCCAGACCAGCGCGAGCGGUGCUGCGCGGCAGGGCACCCGGGAGAAACCGGCAGAGAACAACAGCAACCCCAUCGUGUCCACCUCCCGGGUCUCCAGGAGGGGGAUUUUAGCCGAGGACACCGCUGGUACCAGUGUGAACCCGGCGGUGCAGUACCACCAUCUCGCCCCAAGAUGGCUGUCCAACCUUGAGAACCGCCGCAACUCAUGGGCGUCUCUGGCCGGCAGGGGACGCAACAACAACCACUAUUGGGAGGAGAGCGGCGGAGGAGAGGGCCGGGGGACAGGAGGGGGAGCCGGCCGAGCAGGGGUGGCCUCUGCCGGGGUGCUUUCCGCUGCUGCCCUGGCCUUCUGCCUGAAGAAAGACUCUGAUAACAAAGGUGAUGCUCUUCUGGAGGCAGCGAGGACCAAUAACUCUGAAGAUGUUGCCAGGCUGGUGAAAGAGGGGGUCGAUGCAAACCAACGCCACCGUCUCGGUUGGACCGCUCUCAUGGUGGCUGCCAUGAACCGCCAGCACAGUGUGGUGAAGGUUCUGCUCGCAGCCGGUGCCGACCCAAACGCAGGAGAUGAUUUCAACAACGUUUACGACACCUCGAGGGAGAAAGGCAUCCACUCACUGGAAGUGCUGGUGUCCAGAGAGGAUGAGUUCAGCAGCAGGCUCAGCAGCAGGGCGGGUUUCCGUGGCUGCACAGCGCUUCACUACGCCACGCUGACAGAUGACCCCCGCACCGUCCGCAUGCUGCUGGAGUCUGGUGCCAACCCCCUGCAGACCAAUGGUUUGGGACACACAGCGCGGGCCUAUGCCAAGGAUGGAGAAGUGAGCACAGUACUGACGGAGUUUGAGGCGAAGUUCCAGGAGGUGCAGGCUCGGCGCGAGGCGGCGGAGAGGCGGAGGUUCCCCCUGGAGAGGAGGCUGAAGGAGUACAUCAUCGGACAGGAGGGGGCCAUCAAUACUGUGGCCUCAGCCAUCAGGAGGAAGGAGAAUGGUUGGUACGACGAAGAGCAUCCUCUCGUAUUCCUCUUCCUCGGCUCAUCAGGAAUCGGAAAGACAGAGUUGGCCAAACAGGUGGCUCGCUACAUGCACAAGGACCUCAAAAAGGGGUUCAUCCGUAUGGACAUGUCCGAGUUCCAGGAAAAACACGAGGUGGCAAAGUUCAUUGGCUCCCCGCCGGGGUACGUGGGACACGAGGAAGGCGGUCAGCUGACCAAGCUGUUGAAGGCGUGUCCCAACGCUGUGGUCCUGUUCGAUGAAGUAGACAAGGCCCACCCUGAUGUCCUCACCAUCAUGCUGCAGCUCUUUGAUGAGGGUCGCCUCACAGACGGUAAGGGGAAAACCAUUGAAUGUAAAGACGCCAUCUUCAUCAUGACCUCUAACAUUGCAAGUGAUGAAAUUGCCCAGCAUGCACUGCAGCUUCGUCAGGAAGCAGAAGAGGUCAGCCACAGGAAGCUGGCGGACAAACUCGAGGACGUACAGAAAGGGGAUGACGUCAAAAUCUCCCGACAGUUUAAAGAAAGUGUGAUUCGACCGAUCCUAAAGGCUCAUUACCGGAGGGACGAGUUUCUGGGUCGGAUCAAUGAGAUCGUAUACUUCCUGCCGUUCUGUCACUCAGAGCUGCUGCAGCUGGUCACCAAAGAGCUCAACUUCUGGGCCAAGAAGGCCAAGCAGCGCCAUGACAUCACUCUUCAGUGGGAGCGCCCGGUUCUGGACCUGUUGGCGGGGGGGUACAACAUGCACUAUGGAGCACGCUCCAUCAAACAUGAGGUUGAGCGACGGGUCGUCAACCAGUUAGCCGCGGCGUACGAGCAGGAGCUGCUGCCCAAAGGCUGCACGCUGCGUCUCACCGUCCAAUCAGAGGACCAGGAGGAUCCGAGCACGCCCAGCUUGCGCCUGGAGGUGGUCGGAGAGGACAGCACAUCGAGAACGCUGGACAUCCGUCCGGCGCUCAGCCCUGAACACUAACGCAGACACACAGAGAGUAUAUCCAGAUAUGUAUGCACACAUGUACACUUUCCACACUCACAGCAUCAUCUUAGUGUCAGGAGCAUGGAUAGUUCUUGAUGGAUGUUACCAAUAAAAGUACCUCUGAUAAACACAUCACUGCCUCUUUGUUUCAGUACACACAUGCAGUAAUCACAUGCCAACUUUUCGCAAUAUCGCAGUAUAAUAUCUGCCAACUAUGUGUGCUGUAAGCAGUAUAUAAAGUCAUCCUACGUGACCAUUAAAGUGUAUCAUAUAACAGACUGUCAUAUCCAGAGCUGUGCACACAGUUGUUAGAUAUCAAAUCUAAGUGCAGGGUGAGUAAAUGUUGCAGGUUGUAAACGAAGCAAAGAGGCUUCAGUGCCUGUGCGUCUUCAUGAACAUCAAACAUCCCAUCAGUGGAGGGAAGCCAUCGUAUAAGCUAAACUAAACUUCAUAUCAUUACGUAUGUAGUAGCCUAUUGUUAAUGAACUGUGACGUAGUGAUGAAGUUAAUGUCCACUUUAUAGUGUAGAGCACUGAAAACAGCCAAAUUAUUGAAUAUUUAUUAAAAGCUAUAUUUAAGUUAAUGACAAUGAACGGUGGCAUAUCCCACAUUAAAAGGCUGAGUGGUAGAUUUGUUGUUGCAUGAUUUAGCAGAGAAAAAUAUUGUCAAAUGGGGAAAAUCCUAACAGAUUUGUUGACAAAUAGCAACACUUACAUUCCUUUAAUACGUACAAAAUGAUGUGCGGAUGAAUAACAUCUACGAGUUGUCCGUUUGCUUUGAAGGAAAGGAACAUUUGAAUGACCAAAGAGAGUUUGGCAUUGCCUCAGAUUGUUGCCUGUUCACUUUGAUGCUCACUUCAUUUAGAAAAUCCUCACCAGCAGAGCUUCACUGAUAAAUGUUUGUGAACACGACUUGCUAAUUCAUUUCAUUUCAGUGUUUAAUAUGUUAGUGGAGAAAUACCAAGCAGAAAUGUAUAGCAGCCCGUUUGAAUGAUGGGUAAUAAAACUGCCUUGUGAAUUGUUUCUGUUGAUGCAUGUGAAUGUAAAGAAGUCUCUUCUGUCACGACGAAGUGCUCCAUGCUGUACACUGACAUUAAGAGAAAUGUAGAGACAUAAAGAAAUAAUAUUCAAAGUGUUGUUUCAUAAAUGUUUUAACAGCAUCUCGACAAGGCGCCAAAUGUAAUGGAGUGACAUUAUUCAUUCUUGUAUCCCAACCUCCACCGUGUAAAUAAAGUCAUCACAACAAAAA